This is a messenger RNA of Caenorhabditis briggsae, 543 nucleotides long. The record is from RefSeq and is a predicted model, not a curated record. Bases 1 to 543 code for a protein of 180 amino acids. The transcript is spliced from 3 exons. Gene Ontology annotation, molecular function: glutaminyl-tRNA synthase (glutamine-hydrolyzing) activity. Gene Ontology annotation, biological process: mitochondrial translation; glutaminyl-tRNAGln biosynthesis via transamidation. NCBI's taxonomy places the organism in Eukaryota, Metazoa, Nematoda, Chromadorea, Rhabditida, Rhabditidae.
AUGGCCACCCCGGGAACUCUUCCAUCCCUAAACUCUCAAUGUAUUUAUCGUGCAUUGAAAAUGGCACGUCUUCUGAAUUGCCACGUGUCAGAAUGGUCGAGAUUCGACCGGAAACACUACUUCUAUGGGGAUAUGCCGGCUGGCUAUCAGAUCACUCAGAAUCACCAUCCUAUUGCCAAAAAUGGAAAUUUCGGUUUUUGGGUUUUCGAUGAGCAUCUGGAUGUGCCUUAUUGGAAAGAGGUGAAAAUCCUUCAAUUGCAAUUGGAACAAGAUUCCGGGAAGACGAUUCAUCUACCGUCAACGUCUUCAGAAGGAGGAGAAGGUCCCAAAUCUCUAAUUGACUAUAAUCGCGCUGGAUGCGCCUUGAUUGAAAUCGUGACGUCUCCAUGCUUCGAGACGGCGAUUGAAGCGAUUCGAUUCGUUCAAACCCUUAGAUUAUUGAUUAUUCAUCAUAACUUAUCGAAUGGAGAGCUGCAUAAGGGACACUUGAGAGUUGAUGCGAAUGUGUCGUUGGAGAGGGAUACUGUACCUGUUGAAAAAUAG